GAUAAACACGCUACUCUCCCUUUGCCUUGCUGAAAGAAGAACAAAAGUGUCUGUGUGUUACUGCUAUAGCUAGCGAGCUAUUUCUACUGAUCCACAACCUCUUUCUCAAUAAUCCGGCCCCAACCUUCUUGUUUUUUGACGGUGUAGAAGGACAAAGAGAGAACAAUGACUGCCGACGUUCAUAGAAUGGGUCAAGGACAGACUCCUCUGUUUGCAAGGGCUCGCUACCCGAACCAAGCUGACGCCGAGGAUGAGCUAACUUUCCGUAAAGACGAGAUACUACAAGUACUAGAGAAAGACUACAAGGGGCAGGUUGACUGGUGGCUCUGCCGCCUUGGAGAGAACGUUGGAAUGGUGCCUGCUAACUACCUCGAGAUAUUUCAUCCUCACUCGCCCAAACCGGCCUCCAACACAACCUCCUCCUCCACGUCCAUUCAAAAGGAGAAAGAGGACAUCAGUGAGAAGGCUGACUACGACAUACCUAAAUCCCAGUCAAAAGGACGUGCCAAUUCCGCCAAUCGUACCACACCCCCAAAUACAGCUCUCCUUAACCCUGCACCCCACGAGUUGGACCCCCGAUAUGCUGAUUACGAUUUCCCCCGUCGUGCUACCCCCGGCCCAUCAAGUGAAGAUAUAUACGACCUCCCACCCCCUGAGGACAAUGAUUACGAUUUCCCUCCAGUAGAGAUCUCAUCAGCUGAUCCUCACCCUUCAGAGGAUCGCCCGCCCAGCAGCAAGUCAUAUCUGAGCACAAAUACCAGCAACAGAGUGUCAAGUGCUUCUGUUAGUUCAACGAAUCAAAUUUACGACAUUCCUCCAGCUAGUCCCUCUGCUAUUUACGACACGCCUCCACUAGAUGCUUUCGGUGAUAGUCCCGGGAGUAGACGUGGCUCUGGUGAAGUAAUGGACGUCACAUCAAUGUAUGAGAAUGAAGCUGAAGAGUUUCUUAGUAAGAGUAAAACAGAUAUUGAUCGUAAAUUUGAUGACCUCUGGCAGUGCGUGUAUGGCAAUAAUGCAUACUGGGGCUCUGAAAUGAAAAUGAGACGUAAGGAAACACUCCAGCGUACACUAACAGCUGCUAAAGACCUCGACAAUAUACUUUUGAGUCUUGUUGCGUUUGGUAAAGGCGUACACAUGGCCCUAGAGAGUUCCAACAUGAAAGAUGCCAACUUUAAAAAGAAGUAUUUGGCUGCUAAUGCCAUACUUGUUAAUAAGAAGAAAGACAUCCUCUCAAAGAUCGAAUUACUUGAAGCUGAUGAGAAGGAUGUCCCAGUCACUGCUACUGUGAAAUCACUCCUAGAAGGAGCUAGAACAAUACCUCAGGCUGUACAGGCUUUUGUAAUACUAGUACAAGCUAAUCGUACCAUCCUUUUCAAGUCCUCGGUUAAAAGUGUAGAUGAAUUAUUACCAGUACUCACUAAGAGUGAAGUCAAGAAUCGUCCUCUUCCUGAGCUACCUGAGGCAAGGAGAUCAAAAAGACUCGACUCUGGAAGCGACUAUGCUGACAUAUCAAUGGAAUCAGAAGAUAACACUCACCAAAUGUCAUCAAAUUAUUCAGACAACACAUUAGGAGCUAAUUCCCGCAGACGAAACCCACAGGACAUCCUUCCUCCUCUUCCAUUUGCAACGCUACGAAAAGCCCCAAAGAAGAAAGCCUCGCCAUCACCAAUGCCGAACUCAUACGACGGAGAUGACUAUGACGAUAUUGAUGGGGCUGCAACUGGUGUGCCUGAAUCUCAACCACCUCCUCUUCCACCUCGUACCGACAACUACUUGAGUCCUUCCACAUCAAAGUCUCGUCACCCGCUAGCUCGUCAAAGCUCUGGUAGCUCUGAUGGCAGUGGUAGUCCUAUGAGAAGCAGAUCGCCUGAUGUUAGCUCUAAUUAUAAUCCUUACGGUCGACCAAAUGGUAUGAGACGCUCCAAUAGUCCACCUUCGAUUCAGCCUCUGAGACAAGAGGACAAGGAGCUAUUGGCACGUUAUUGUCAGCAGAUGGAGCUGUUGGUUCCAGGUCUUAAAGAUGCCAUUCAAACAUUCCUAGAGAGUAUACGUAAUUCAGAAUCGCCCAAAGAGUUUGUCAUAAAGAGCAAGCUCUCUGUUGUAGCAGCGUAUAAACUAGUCUAUAUUGCAGAUUCGUUACAUCAGAAACUAUUGCAUAACGACAUCAAGGCAACUGUAGCUAGCUCUAGUAACCAAUUAACUGAUACUAUUAAGAGUCUUGUUACUGAGACGAAAACAGCAGCUCUCCAGUAUCCUAGUGUUGCUCCUCUCGAUAAAAUGAAGGAGAGUCUCAAAGCUUUAUUUCCAGCUUGUCUGGAUUUAGUUUCAGCUGUUAAGAAUCCUCCUCAGUUCUGGUGCGAUGUGAGAGACGCUCAUUACUAACCCUCUAUGAAAUAAAUACUCUCUCCUUCUUAUCUCUUCUCUUCUUUCUAUUCUUCUUUCUCUUUCUUUCUGUUUUGUCACUGACUGUAUAUGUUCUUAUAAAUACCAUUACUCACUUGUUGUCAUCAACAAAAAUGUA
Molecule: messenger RNA, 2521 nt
Organism: Amphimedon queenslandica
Lineage: Eukaryota; Metazoa; Porifera; Demospongiae; Haplosclerida; Niphatidae
Exons: 2
Coding region: 166-2382 (738 amino acids)
Biological process (GO): cell surface receptor protein tyrosine kinase signaling pathway; cell migration
Cellular component (GO): cytoplasm; plasma membrane
Molecular function (GO): protein binding
Source: RefSeq, a predicted model, not a curated record